Messenger RNA from Scatophagus argus, 1827 nucleotides. It is a transcript of the gene kng1, whose product is annotated as kininogen 1. The transcript has 10 exons. Gene Ontology annotation, cellular component: blood microparticle; extracellular region. Gene Ontology annotation, biological process: negative regulation of endopeptidase activity; negative regulation of blood coagulation; positive regulation of cytosolic calcium ion concentration. The coding region runs from base 238 to 1353 and encodes 371 amino acids. Gene Ontology annotation, molecular function: cysteine-type endopeptidase inhibitor activity. NCBI's taxonomy places the organism in Eukaryota, Metazoa, Chordata, Actinopteri, Scatophagidae. The record is from RefSeq and is a predicted model, not a curated record.
GUGUGUGUGUCCGCCCUCUCCUCUCCUGCCCUCCUGUCCUCUGUGUCUAUCAGUGUGUCAUCAUCUUUCUCAGGAUUCCCACCUCCGGUUUCAGGAGAACUCGAGCCACUCGUCCAUCCCCGCGUGCAUCGGCGUCCACUUUUUGUUUCCUCUUCAAGCGCGGCAGGAGCGACAGCAGGCCUCCACCUGCAGAAACUCCACAACAGAGCAGAGCCAAGCAUCCAUCAGGAUCGGACGAUGAGGAGCAGACUGGGGCUGUGUGUGCUGGGCCUGCUGUGCCUCCACAGCGCGGUCUUCGGCCAGGAGGCAGCGGAGGUCCAGUCCGACGUCCUGGUCUUCUGCGAUGACCCGGCUGUGGAGAAGGCCGCCGCCAGCGCUGUGCACAAGUUCAACGAGCGGCUGAGCAGCGGAAACAAGCUGGCCCUCUUUCAGAUACUAACAGCCAGUAAGUCAGAGUCCGGCUCGGACACGGUGUACUCCCUGCAGUUCACCAGCAGGAGGAGCGACUGCGCAGCUGGGAGCAACAAAUCCUGGACAGACUGCGACUACCUGCCUACACGCAUGAAUGCGAUCUCAUGCAACGCCACAGUCCACAUGACGGAGACCGAGGCCGACACGAGACAGGUGGACUGUCUGCUCGAUGAUUACGUUGUUCCAGAGAAAGCUCAGUGUUUGGGCUGCCCGGAGGAGAUUGAUGAGAACUCGGAGGACCUGAAGGGUCCCCUUUCUGUCUCCAUCUCCAAGUAUAACUCCAUCUCCGACUCGACUCACCUGUAUACCCUCCACAGCGUGGGCCACGCCACCAGACAGGUGGUCGCAGGCUUCAGAUUCAAGAUGAGAUUUGAUAUGAGGAGAACCACCUGCGCCAAGGCCGAACACACAGACCUCAACGAGCUGUGUGUCCCCGACCAAGAGAACCCGGAGUACGCCCACUGUAACUCGACAGUGGACGUAGCACCGUGGAGACUCGAGCCCCCUCAGGCCCAGAUGGAGUGUGAAAAAGGGCCACUGCCCAUGCUGUUCUCCAGGCGUCGUCCUCCUGGCUGGUCUCCACUCAGGAACUUCCUGUUUCAAGUGCAACCCCCCAAUUCUCCGCCCGCCAACAAGCCAUCAGCCAAAGAAGAAUCAUCUGAGGAGGUCACCACAGCCUCCAAACCGUCCGCCUCCCCUGACGUGUCCUCGGCUGCAGACGUCGUGGUUCACGACGCCUUCCACUGCCCGUCCAAGCCCUGGAAACCCUUCAGUUCAACCAAUGAUGUGGUGCCUGAGGCUCCCACGAAGGCCUCCGCAGAGGCAGCCUCCCCACAGCCUUCAGCAGACGGGGGCUUCAGUGAUAAAGACCUGCUGGCAUAAGUUUUUUCUAAAGGAAACCACAGUUAUAUUCGAAAUCAUUUCACUUGUCAUGCUCCCCCCAGUAGAUUUUGUUUAUUUUGCAGACUAUUCCUCUGUCACACUGGAUUGGAUUGGAGGGAGUUUGGGAAGGAACAACUUGAAAAAUGGCUUUUAUAGUUUCAAAUCUGAAUAAAAAAAGAGUUCAGUUCAUAAUAUAAGCAGUUUAGGCAAAAAAAAAAUAACCAAAACAAUUUUGAGGCCCUGCAAUUCCUAAAAAAAGCACAGGAGUGAAGAAAGGAAGCCAUGACAGAGCUCUGUACUGUUAUCAUAGCACUAACGCUGGUCAGUUUCCAUUGAGUAAGUCAAAGUAGUGAGUGAGUAAGCACCCUCGCUGUCCAUUUAUUACAAAUGUGAGAAAUGGAUAAAAGUACUUUGGAAACCUGUCAUUCUUAGAUGAAAAAAAUCUGCAAGAAAAUAAACAAAAACUCUGCUCAA